Messenger RNA from Bradysia coprophila, 1727 nucleotides. Its product is annotated as mitochondrial 2-oxoglutarate/malate carrier protein. NCBI's taxonomy places the organism in Eukaryota, Metazoa, Arthropoda, Insecta, Diptera, Sciaridae. The record is from RefSeq and is a predicted model, not a curated record.
UUCGCGAUUUCAAGUUGUUGGAAAAAGUUCUUGAAAAAAUUGUCUUUCCUUAAAAUUGAUAAAUGAAACUUUGAUACAAAUAAAGAACAAUUUUGCUGAUAAUUUUUUCGAAAAUAAAUAUCCACAGCAAAGAAUAUAUAUUUCUCUUCUACGAAUUGAAUCGUCAUAUCAACACCGUGGUCUUUUCCUCUUCUUUUCAAUACAAAAGUGCCAAUUUGAAAUGUUACACCAAAAUUGAACAUAUCGUUUUGAGAAAUAUUUAAUAAAUCAAUUAGAAUUAAUUGGAGUGUAAUUUAGUUAGCUGUUGCUGUUUGAAUAGAACAGACGGUGUUAUUCCAAUCAAAAUUAAGUACAACGAACUCACGUAUCACUUAGAAAUAUGGCAGAGAAAAAAGGCCAAGGUUACCUGAAAUAUGUCUUUGGAGGAUUGUCUGGAAUGGGAGCCACAGUGUUUGUUCAGCCCUUAGAUCUUGUGAAAAAUCGAAUGCAACUUCAAGGUGUCGGCGGGGCGCAAAAGGAAUACAAAAACACGUUCGACGCAUUUACGAAAAUCUUAAAGAAGGAAGGAGUCGUCGGUAUUUACAAAGGACUAGGCGCUGGGCUACUGAGACAAGCCACGUACACAACCACACGGCUGGGUGUUUAUACUGGACUGAACGAGAAAUAUCGACAAACGACGAACAAGGCGCCAAAUUUACUCGCUUCAAUGGGAAUGGGUAUGAUUGCUGGAGCGUGUGGCGCAAUGGUUGGAACACCGGCUGAAGUGGCACUGAUUCGAAUGACAGCAGACGGCCGGCUACCAUUGGCCGAACGAAGAAAUUACAGUGGAGUGUUCAAUGCACUCAUUCGUAUUACACGUGAAGAAGGAAUUCUCACGCUGUGGAGAGGUUGCAUUCCCACAAUGGGUCGAGCUAUGGUCGUUAAUAUGGCUCAACUAGCUUCAUACACACAAGCAAAACAGUAUUUGGUGAGCACAUUCGAAAUGAACGAGGGAAUCAAAAUGCACUUUGUCGCUAGCAUGAUAUCUGGUUUCAUAACAACUGCUGCUUCGUUACCAGUUGACAUUGCUAAAACAAGAAUCCAGAACAUGAAAACCGCACCGGGCGGCGUACCUGAAUACAAGGGAUCAAUUGAUGUUCUAAUCAAAGUAUCCAAACACGAAGGGGUAUUCUCGUUGUGGAAAGGAUUCACACCAUACUUUGCUCGUCUGGGUCCGCAUACCGUCAUCACAUUCAUUCUGAUGGAACAGAUGGCCACGUAUUAUCAGAGCUAUUUGGCCCAAUCGAAGGUGUAAUUUGUCGGCUUGAGGGAGAGUUGUGAGAAUCGUUUUUGGAAUGAGAAUCAACGAUGCAGACGAUCAUACGUCGAUUAAUUGCAAUUUAAUUUCACUUUUUUUUUUGUUGAACGGAAACUGGAUUUAUAAUUACCUCGAAUGAACAUUCUAUUUUACUUUUUACAAAUCUUUUAUUUUUGUUAUAUUGAAAAUUCUAUUUUGUUUCUGUCGAGACUUGGUCUACGUUUAACGAGAUCAGAUCAAUUCUACUUGUAAAUAAUUAAUAAUUUUAUGUGAGAAUUUAGAAUUCUUAAUUUUCGUUUAGAAUGUGAUAUGCAAAAGAAAACAAUUUUGAGUCAACUUAACAGCGGAACAACUGUGCCAACCGCUCAGUCAUGAAACGACAAUAAACUGUACAUUUUUUGUGGAAUAAAUUUUGUCUGAAGUUUAAAAA